Molecule: messenger RNA, 1336 nt
Organism: Phytophthora nicotianae INRA-310
Lineage: Eukaryota; Oomycota; Peronosporomycetes; Peronosporales; Peronosporaceae
Exons: 3
Coding region: 199-1272 (357 amino acids)
Molecular function (GO): protein binding
Source: RefSeq, a predicted model, not a curated record
CAUUCUGGUACUCAACGAGAAAACAAACGGUUCUCCAAUGCCGUACAGUACUAGAUCGCCGAUUCUUGCCAUCCUCCGAGGCAAACCAGCAAAUAUGUCACCGUUUGUUGUCGAUCAGAGUGGGAAGUUGUUGAAGACGCUUCAACUUGGCCGAAGACCAAUCAGGGAGCUCCCCUCUUCAAAGUGAUAGAGGCGCAAAUGCGUACGAAGGCUACCCCGGAGCCGCUCGGCGUCCUGCGCGGCCAUGGUGCACCCGUCAACAGCGUGAGUUUCCUGUCUGUCUCCACUGUUGUGUCUGGUGCUGGAGACGGCGCUGUCAAGAUCUGGGACCUCAAGUCGCGUCGAGAAUUGGCAACGAACCACUCCGCUCACUCGAAAGCUGGCGUGUUGCACGCUGCCGCUUUGCGAGGAUCCGCUGCAUCGGAGCACAAGUUCGUCACGCAAGGUCGCGACGGAUUCGUAAAGUUAUGGGAUGCACAGACCUUUGACAGUGCAGCAGAGCCACUGGCGAAGCUCUACUGCGGGUCAUACUCAUUCACCAAGUUCGCAACAAUGCGCUGGCCAGGUGACACCCAGGAGAACGCACACUUGAUCGUGUGCCCCAGCAGCGUGGACAACAAGCUACUCGUCUACGACAUUCGAGAGGACCCCACAUCGCCAGCGCAGACGCUGUCAGUGCCUGAUGUUGCCGCCAAGAGAGGCAUGUGUGUGUCGCUAUCACUCUUCGACAGCAGUGUUGUACAAGAUGAAGUUGGCGCUGGAGGUAACAUGCAGGCGUAUAUCGCAGCUGGAUUUGAAGGUGGACAACUUGCCAUUUUGGAUCUGCGGGCGGGCGGCAAAGUGGCAUGUGAAACUACCGUUACCCAGGGCGCGAAUGCAUUGCUCUCGUUCGACGUCACACGUGACGGGCGGUCUGCAAUCUGCGGGUCCUCCGGCGACGAGCUGUAUGUCACAAAUAUUGACGUGGCUUCGUACACGCUCAACUCUCAAUCUUUCUUUUCCUGUGCUCACGGUGGAUUUAGCAGCGUGUGCAUUCGUGGAGAUCAGCGCAUUGUGGCUACUGCUGGCUGGGACCAUCGUGUGCGUGUAUUCCAUUUGCGAAAACUCAAGCCUCUCGCCGUGCUCAAAUAUCACAGCGAAAGUGUGUUCGGUCUUAGCUUCAGUGCUGACAACGCGCUGCUGACGUCUUGCUCCAAGGAUCACAAGAUAGCUCUCUGGUCGAUAUACCCACCCUCAGCAACCGCUGUUGCAAGUGCGUUGAGGCCGUAUUAACGUGUAAUGAGUCAAAAAUUAAUGACAUUAACUUAAAUGUUGUCUUACGACGUAAACUCGACGG